Molecule: messenger RNA, 3010 nt
Organism: Monopterus albus (swamp eel)
Lineage: Eukaryota; Metazoa; Chordata; Actinopteri; Synbranchiformes; Synbranchidae
Gene: tmc7
Product: transmembrane channel like 7
Exons: 16
Coding region: 175-2409 (744 amino acids)
Cellular component (GO): plasma membrane
Molecular function (GO): mechanosensitive monoatomic ion channel activity
Source: RefSeq, a predicted model, not a curated record
AAGAGUGCAGAUCUGCUCUGGGAGCUGCAGCCACAUCCAGGAAGUGCUCUGUCUGGGAAACGCUUUCUUCCCCGACCUGGAGAGUCAACUCCCAGUUGGCGAAGUCUUCUAGGUUAAUUGUUAACCACACUUUUAUCUUUUAAAUAGCAACAAUAACUUUCAAAAACGGGAGCGAUGGAAGUCGACUCAGUGUUCUACACUGAUUGUAGUGGAAAAGUCACCAGUAAUCCACUGCUGGACCAGCUCCCGAGCUACCAGUCCCUGCUGUACCGCAGGAAGUCGUCGGCUGCUGGCACCAAACGAAGAAAUAGCUCUAGAAUGCGUCUUGGCUCCUCUGGCAGUGGGAAAUGGGCCUCGAGUACCAUCAGCAGACAGGAGGAGAAGAUGGCGCAGAGACCCAUCAGGGAACUAGCCAAGACCAUGGCUGAGAAACGCAGAGACAAAACACAGCGCCUGGAGGAAGCUUGUGACCUCAGCAGCUGGAGACAGUGGAGGCAAAGCACUCACAUGUAUCUGAGGAAGCUGAAGGUGGAAUCCCAAGAAUUGCUGCUCUCACUACAGCUCUGGAGGGGAGACAUCCACCUGAUAGAGGGGAUGUUCGGUACAGGGAUCCUGUCUUACUUCUUCUUCCUGCGUUUCCUGGUUAUGCUCAACCUGAUCAUCUUUCUGCUCAUGUUCGGCUUCGUCAUGCUGCCCAUCAUCAUUGUCCCCUAUGUUUCAGGGAAUACCACCUACAACCUGAAUAAUGGCAGUCCGUGCAGCGUGUAUCCAAGCAGUGCUCGCAGGGGUCUCGUCAUCUUUCAUGAAUACAUUACAGAUCUGCUGUCUGGGGGAGGCUUUCUUGAACAGACCUAUCUUUUCUAUGGGUACUACAAGGUGGACAAAAUCCAGUUUGCACACAUCACUUACAAUUUGCCACUGGCGUACCUGUUGACCACUCUAGCGUACUUGUUACUGAGUCUCAUCUGGAUUGUUAAAAGGUCUGCCACAGGAUUCAAGCGUAACCUGGUUCAGGAUGAGGAUCGAUUUCAGAGCUUUUGCAACAAGAUUUUUGCUGGCUGGGAUUUCUGCAUCACCAAUGAGAACGCUGCUAGGCUGAAGAGAAACAGUCUGCUCUAUGAGCUCAGGACGGAUUUGGAAGAAGAGAGGAUCAAACAGAAAAUAGCAGAUCGCACCCGCAAAGAGAGGUGUCGGAUUUACCUCAUCCGUCUCAUCCUCAAUCUUUUUGUUGUUGGUGUAUUGGCUGGUUGCUUCUACAGCAUUUAUAAAGCCACUAUCUUCUCCCAGGACGCACAGAUGAAUAAUGUAAAGGAAAAUUUCGUUUUGGAUCUCAUCAUCGAGUAUUUGCCCUCAAUUGUUAUCACCUUGGCCAACUUCAUCACUCCGCUCCUCUUCUCCAUUAUCAUCAAUUAUGAGGACUACUCUCCUGCCUUUGAGAUCCGCUUCACUCUCAUGAGGUGUGUCUUCAUGCGGUUGACCAGUAUUGUGAUUUUACUCUUCUCUCUCUGGUCUCAAAUCACUAAAUGUGAAGUGGAUCCCUGCGUCUGUGGCUAUAACCAUUUGCUUUACUCUUGUUGGGAGACUCGCAUUGGCCAGGAGAUGUACAAACUGACCAUAUUUGACUCCAUCAUCAUUGCUGCAGUCACCAUCUUUGUAGAGUUCCCCCGAAAGCUGUUAGUGAAAUACUGUGAAUGUGGCCUGACAAAGUGGUGGGGCCAGCAAGAGUUUGCAAUUCCUCAGAACGUGUUGGAGAUCGUCUAUGGUCAGACCAUCUGCUGGAUCGGCACGUUCUACUGCCCAUUGCUGCCCGCCAUCUGCACCAUCAAAUACUUCGUUAUCUUCUACAUCAAAAAGGUAUCAUUAAUCAACAACUGCCGACCAGCCACACGUCCAUUCCGAGCGUCCAGCUCCAACUUCUUCUUCCUCGGCGUGCUGCUAAUCGGCCUGGCUCUAGCCUGUCUGCCUGUCGCGGUUAGUGUAGCACAAAUGAACUCUUCCCAGGCUUGUGGACCAUUUGUUAAUUACACCAAGUCCUGGGAAGUGCUGCCAACUACGGUAUCCCAGCUACCCAGUGGAGUCCAGACCCUCCUCAUCGCCCUCUCCUCAGAGGCCUUUGCUGUUUCCUUCUUUGUUUUUACAUGUUUGGCCAUGUUUUAUGUGAUUGCAUUAGCUGGAGCUCACAAGAAAGUUAUUAACCAACUGAGGGAGCAGCUAGUCAUGGAGGGUCGUGACAAACAUUUCCUGAUCCAGAAGCUGUGCCAGGCCCAGUCUCUGUCAGCUAACAAAUCCUCAGUGUCCAAAUCCCACAGCAGCAGAAUGAGCCCCAGCUACCACACCAGCUUCUCCAGCAAUUUCAAUGAAGGGCUGUUCCUGGCACACCCACACCCCAGCUCCUCCACCCAUGUGUGAAACUCCUUAUUGUGAACACACUACAAUAUGAGAGCCUCUGUGGACCUGCUGACAUUAAUGUGUUCAUUUGUUGACAAGCUAAUUAUUAUAAAGCUACUACUAGGAUGCAAUGUUCAAGAAUUUUAAAACCAAAACCGUCAUUUCUAACAAUGUUUUUGUAGUGUUUCUUGGUUAUUGUAUGUUUUCUAUCAUUGUUUCCUUCUGAGAAGGAUUUGCCUUACUAAAAGCACUGGAGUUUAUAAAUCUUUCUGAAUUUUAUGCACUUUAAAAGUAUUAUCACUAGCAUUUCUUACUUUUAAAUCUUGUUUACACUACUAUGCAUUUAGCAUGAUCAUGUGUUUUAAAUCUAAACUUUACAUCAUCUCAAUGGUUGCAUCACAGUGCAAAGAAAUAAUACGUUUCACAGUGCUAAACUGUAACCGUGUUUUUCUUACUGUGACUUGGUUUUUGUAAGAUAACGUUUGGAUGCUGGUACUUUAUACUGUUACACCUAUUUUGAGCAAAUGCUCAUUUUUCUAUUGGGUGCCUUUUUAUAAGACUGUAGUGAUUGCCAUUAACUUUGAGCCUUAUCUUGAAACAUAAAUGCUGAAAUAAGUAAAAA